This is a messenger RNA of Meloidogyne enterolobii, 450 nucleotides long. The record is from the annotation of a GenBank genome assembly. Lineage: Eukaryota; Metazoa; Nematoda; Chromadorea; Rhabditida; Meloidogynidae.
UUCACCCCAUCUCAAUUUCCCACUUAUUCCUGAUCGAAGAAUACACUCUAUAGACUUCUCUGCAUUACUUCCCUGUAUUUCUUUUCCUCCCUUUUUAUUUAAAAUUUUUCCAUCAGUGCUCACAUCAUAUUUAUCAAGAUUCUCAUGUUUCAUGCUUUCAAAAAUUUCUUUUGUUUUUACUUUUAUUUUUGUCUUAUUUGGCUCAUCUUUCCCCUUAGUAUCUGGAGAUUCCUCCUCGGCAUUGUGCAUACAGAGAUUAUCCUCUUUUAUAUUUUUACCUUCAUCUAACUGGGAAAAUUUUGGUGUGGCAAUAUUUUGCUUAAAAUCUUUUUGUGCAUUUUCGGUAACUUGACGAUUUUCAUUGGUGUUUGUUUGGAGUAGUGGUAAUAAUUUUUUAAUUUGCUCUAGGGCAGGAUCUUCCAUUUGUCUUACUGAAACAUUCAUUGGUCU